AACGACACACAACUUGAAAAUUUUAUAAUCAAUUGAAUACUCUAAUGCAUCCUAUAGAUUCUUUUUUUUAUAAAUAAAAAAAAUAUUUUAAAUAUUAAAAAUGUGCAAGUUAAUACUGAUGUUUUUUGCUGUGAUUUGUCAAAAGGUAGUGUUUGCAGAGGAUGUGAAAAGAAAUCUCGACUCAGUGGUCUAUUUUAGACCGGAGCAGAUUCAUUUAUCAUUUGGAGAAAAAACUAGCGAUAUUGUGGUUACCUGGUCCACGCGUAAUGAUACUGGAGAAAGCAUUGUAGAAUAUGGCGAAGGAAACGAAUUUAAGUAUAAAUCGGAAGGAUCUACAAAUAAAUUUGUUGAUGGUGGAGAUAAGCAUAAAAUACAAUAUAUUCACAGGGUAACAUUAGUAAACCUGAAGCCAUCAACUAAGUACAUUUAUCAUUGCGGCAGUAGGUUAGGUUGGUCUGCAAAAUUUGAGUUUCGCACAGUGCCGGAGGGCUCUGAUUGGUCACCCAGUAUUGCUUUAUUUGGAGAUAUGGGGAACGAAAAUGCACAGUCCUUAGCCCGUCUGCAACAAGACACGCAAAAUGGUAUGUAUGAUACCAUUAUUCAUGUAGGUGACUUCGCAUAUGACAUGAAUACCGAUAAUGCUCGUGUGGGCGAUGAAUUUAUGCGACAAGUUGAAACAAUAGCGGCCUAUGUUCCUUACAUGGUUGUUCCAGGAAAUCACGAAGAAAAAUACAAUUUCUCAAACUAUCGGGCAAGAUUUAGUAUGCCGGGAGGAACGGAAAAUUUAUUUUACAGUUUCAAUUUGGGACCCAUUCACUUUAUAGGAAUUUCCACGGAGAUGUAUUACUUUUUGAACUAUGGCUUGAAAACACUUGUUUUCCAAUAUACAUGGCUGCAAAAAGAUUUGGAGGAAGCAACGAAACCGGAAAACCGAGCUAUUCGUCCAUGGAUUAUUGUAUAUGGUCACCGACCUAUGUAUUGUAGUAACGAAAAUGACAAUGAUUGCACUCACUCACAGACACUAACGAGAGUCGGGUGGCCAUUUCUGCACUUCUUUGGUUUGGAGGAGUUAUUUUAUAAGUUUGGCGUCGACGUUGAAGUUUGGGCCCAUGAACAUUCUUAUGAACGUCUGUGGCCCAUUUACGACUACCAAGUCCGAAAUGGUUCCUAUGAAGAACCAUACCGCAAUCCAAAAGCGCCUGUCCAUCUCAUUACGGGUUCUGCCGGAUGUAAAGAGGGUCGAGAGCCAUUUUUAAAAAAUAUACCAGAAUGGAGUGCUUUCCAUAGUCAAGAUUAUGGAUAUACACGAUUAAAGGCUUACAAUCAAACGCAUCUUUAUUUUGAACAAGUUUCGGAUGACAAAAAUGGAACUAUAAUUGAUUCGUUUUGGAUUAUAAAGAAUCGACAUGGUUCAUAUCAGGAUUUGUAAAGCAAAAGCUGAAUUAACCAAAAGAUUUGUAAUUUUGUAAUUUUUUUACGCACAGUUAGUAUGUCUGAAACCAUAAGUAAUAUUCACCGAACGAAACCAAAAAUUAUGUUGUAGUUAUAGUAUUAUAUCAGAGAGCUAAAAAAUGGGUAACGCAUAAACAGUUUGGCAUAUCCGCAUUACUUAUUAAUGUCAAGUGACGCUCUGAAAUUCAAUUGAAAUGCGUCACUUGGUAUACCAUGAGACAAUGCAGAGCUGAUUUUGUAGUGCCACCUUUAAUCAGCUUGGCAUUUUUGUUUAUUUCAUUAAUUAAUGCUUUAAUUCUUUGAUAUCGAUAUAAUUUUAUUAUUGUCUAACAUUCCAGUAUUUCGCUAAGAAUAAUAGCACAAGAUGUGUUUUUAGAUUUUACACUACUUAUUAAUAUGUUUUCCAACUUUUUAAGCACAACUUUAAAAAAGGCAGCACUAAUAUGUAUAUAUCUAUUAAAAUGAUUUGCAUCAAAUAAAUAUUAAAAC
Molecule: messenger RNA, 1941 nt
Organism: Musca domestica (house fly)
Lineage: Eukaryota; Metazoa; Arthropoda; Insecta; Diptera; Muscidae
Product: acid phosphatase type 7
Exons: 5
Coding region: 101-1429 (442 amino acids)
Molecular function (GO): metal ion binding; acid phosphatase activity
Source: RefSeq, a predicted model, not a curated record